AAAAGUGCUCGGUCCUAUGGUGGUGGGUGGGAAGUGAGGCAACAACCUAACACAAGCCGAAGCCGAAAGACCGGAGAGAAAAUCAAGGUAAUCUCGGCAGUGACGCCGAUUGCCCCGCCUUUUCCCCGCCGAUUUUCCACCGGGGUCAACGGGCCACCCCUGUCUUCCCGUCUGCUCUGUUCACAAGGCUACCGACAGGGACAUUCCAGGCGCCGUGCACUAAAUCCGGACAGUGGCCUGUCAUCAGCCGCCCCCUAUCGGCAAUCUCGUCCCAACUCACCUUCUUUCCCGCCCGUUCACCUGCCACUCUUUUUUCCAUAUCCGUCACCUCACCUCCAGCUAUCACCACCACCGAUCACCUCUCUUUUUUGGAGACACGCUAACCUCUCCGCCUCCAGGAUCGAACCAUCCCUCCGCGUCCGACGCGCCAUCACAGCAAACGACCCCCUCCUCGUCAAACGAAUCCUCAAAUCCCACCCCCGCCUCCUCCACAACCCAGACCCAUCCCCCGAAGCCCUCUCCAACUCGAACCUCCACCUCGCCGCCUCCCUAGGCCACCUCCCCAUCGCCAAAGUCCUCGUCGACCACGGCCACGAACACCCGGACCCGGCCCUCAACGAGCACCACCAAACAGCCCUCAUGCUCGCCGCCGCCGCGGGCCACACCGAGGUCGUCCACUUCCUCUGCGAGCGAACCCCGCACGUCAUCCUCCGCCGCGACAUACGCUGGCGCGACGCCAUCAUGGAAGCGAGCCGCGGAGGGCACGAUACCGUGCUGCAGAUCCUGCUGACGUACGUCCCCGAGGGCGCGCGCGCCGCCGUGCAGAGGGCUGAUCUAGACGGCAACACGGCGCUGCAUUUCGCGAGCAGUAACGGGAAUUUGCUCGUGCUGAGGACGCUGCUUGCCGCUGGCGCUGACGCCGAGAGGAGAAACGUAUGGAGCUGGACGGCCAUGUCGUACAGCGCGACCGUGCAGGCGGAAGUGUACCUCAAGGGGCUCGUGACUGAGGUGGAGCGGCGCAAGUUGGUGAGGCAGGAGGUUGAGCAGCUCAAGAACUCUGUCAAGGGGGCGGCUAGCAUCAAGGGCGGUGCUGUGCGGGUUGUUGAGGAGGAUGUCGAGGUUGAGGACUGA
Molecule: messenger RNA, 1131 nt
Organism: Colletotrichum tamarilloi
Lineage: Eukaryota; Fungi; Ascomycota; Sordariomycetes; Glomerellales; Glomerellaceae
Exons: 3
Molecular function (GO): protein binding
Source: RefSeq, a predicted model, not a curated record